AUGGCCAAAGUGUCCCCCUUAGCUCCGCCCGCCAUCGUCGUCACAGAGAUGGAGCGGCCGAAGUGGAGCGAACAGUCAAGUCGAAAAGCCGCCAUUUUGUUCAACGUCAAUAACAGCAACAACAACGACGAUCAAAAAGAAAAGGAGGAGGAAAAAGAAGAAACCAAAACAUCAGCGAAGGAUGAAGAGAAGCAGAGGAAGAAGAGAGAGAAGAAGGAGAAGAGAGAGCAGAAGGAAAAAGAGCGGCAAGAGAAGAAGGAACGAAAAGAGCAAAGACUGAAGGAAAAGGAGCAGAAACAAAAAGAGAAAGAGAAGGAACAGGAAAAGAAAGUUGAGCCCCCAAAAGAGAUUGCUGUUAUCGACCCGGCCUCCAACACCUACUAUUACUGGCUCUUAAUCAUCACUAUCCCUGUAAUGUACAACUGGACCUUCAUCAUUGCCAGGGCGUGUUUCGAGGAGCUGCAGACGGACUAUCUGUACCUGUGGUUCUUCCUGGACUUUGCUUCAGAUAUGACCUACAUCGGGGACAUGGUCUUCAGAACAAGAACUGGGUAUCUGGAGCAGGGCUUGUUGGUGAAAGAAGAGCUCAAACUGAGGGAACGUUACAUGCAGAGUUUUCAGUUCAAAAUGGACGCAGCUUCCAUGGUUCCCACCGAUAUCCUCUUUUUGAUCCUGGGAGUGAAGUACCCAGAGAUCCGCCUCAACAAACUUCUGCGAUUCAACAGGAUGAUGGAGUUCUUCCAGAGGACAGAGACCAGGACAAACUUCCCCAACGCUCUGAGGAUCUCCAACCUCGUCAUGUACAUCGUCAUCAUCAUUCACUGGAACGCAUGUCUCUACUACUCCUUCUCCAAAGCCAUCGGUUUCGGCUCAGACCGGUUUGUGUACCCGGACCCCGCAAACCCGGAGUUUGGACGCCUUGUUAGGAAAUACGCCUACAGCAUGUACUGGUCCACACUCACCCUGACCACCAUUGGAGAAACACCGCCCCCUGUGGAGAACUCAGAGUACUUCUUUGUGGUCACAGACUUCCUGGUGGGAGUGCUCAUUUUCGCCACCAUCGUUGGAAACGUGGGCUCGAUGAUUACCAACAUGAACGCAGCCAGAGCCGACUUCCAGGCACGAAUCGAUGCCAUCAAACAAUAUAUGAGCUUCAGGAAGGAAGUCUGUGACCACAAAGAAGUACCUGAGUUCUCCACAGGGGGCGGUGUUUCCCCAAUGGUGGUCAGGUGA
Messenger RNA from Knipowitschia caucasica, 1233 nucleotides. The record is from the annotation of a GenBank genome assembly. NCBI's taxonomy places the organism in Eukaryota, Metazoa, Chordata, Actinopteri, Gobiiformes, Gobiidae.